AUGGCCGAAGCUCAAGCGCCCGAGGUUGAUUAUACCCUCAACAACCCUGAUACCUUGACCAAGUACAAGACCGCUGCGGGGAUUUCACACAAAGUUCUGGACGCUGUCAUCGCUCUGUGUGUCGAGGGCGAGAAGAUCGUCGAUAUCUGCGAGAAGGGUGAUCAGCUGCUCGACGAGGAGAUCGCCAAGGUCUACAAGGGCAAGAAAAUCGCUAAGGGUGUCUCUCAUCCUACCACUGUCUCUCCCAGCUCUUAUGUCACCCCCUACACCCCCCUCAAGUCUGACGCCGCCGAGGCCGAGAUUGCUCUGAAGGCCGGUGAGAUCGUCAAGAUCCAGCUGGGUGCUCAGAUCGAUGGAUUCGGAACUAUCGUCUGUGACAUGGUUGUUAUUGCCAAGAAGGAUUCUCCCAAGGAGGUUGUCACUGGACGUGAGGCUGACCUGAUUGUCGCUACUCACUACGCCAACGAGCUUCUGCUCCGCUUGAUGGUUCCUUCCGGUUUGCUUGCCCAGGGUACCGACGAGGAGAAGGCUAAGGCCGCUGCCAAGAAGCCUCCCACCCAGGCCCAGAUGUCCGACCUGCUCGAGAAGGUCGCCAAGGCUUACGACUGCAAGGUCGUCGAGAACACCACUAGCUGGCAGUUCGACCGUAACGAGAUUGAGGGUACCAAGAAGAUCAUUCUGACCCCUGGCAACGGUGUCCGUGGUGAGGGUGUCCCUGAGAUUGGUGAAGUUUGGGGUGUUGAGGUCGGUCUCAGCUUGGGAUCCGGAAAGGUCAAGAACCUCGACCACCGCGCCACUCUGCACCGCCGUACUACCACCACCUACGGCCUGAAGCGUCCCAGCUCCCGCCAAACUCUUUCCGAGGUCGUCAAGAAGUUCGGUACCUUCCCCUUCAGCUUGCGCCAACUCGAGGAUGAGAAGGCCGCCAAGGUUGGUGUCGUUGAGUGUGUUCGUGGUGGUGUUCUGCGCCAGUACGAGCCUGCCGGCGAGGCUGACAACUCCCCUGUCUCUCGUGUUCUGAGUACCAUUGCCAUCACCAAGAACGGUAUUACCAAGCUCGCUGCCCCCGCCGCCCCCGAUUUUGAGCAGUUCAAGUCCGACAAGAAGAUCGAAGACGAGGAAAUCCUCAAGAUCCUCGAGCAACCCAUUGCUCGCUCUACCGGCAACAAGAAGAACAAGAACAAGAAGAAGAAGACCACCGGUGAAGAGUAA
Penicillium angulare is the source of this 1212-nucleotide messenger RNA. RefSeq names its product curved DNA-binding protein (42 kDa protein). Lineage: Eukaryota; Fungi; Ascomycota; Eurotiomycetes; Eurotiales; Aspergillaceae. The record is from RefSeq and is a predicted model, not a curated record. The coding region runs from base 1 to 1212 and encodes 403 amino acids. The transcript is spliced from 5 exons.